UGAAAAUGUGUUUGAAAAGAAAGAGACAGCUACGACAAAAAUAGACUACGGCAGUUCUUGAUAGACGUAUCAAUGUAAUGACCGUAAUUGACGAUAAUACUCAAGACCAACUCGUAGCAAAAGCUGACCAUUGUUCGUUUAUUUGGAUAUUCCAGUCAGACUUUAAAUAUAGAUAGGAUAAAAGCCUAGAGGUUUUUAUACUUAAAGAAAAUGCUUGUCACAGACCAACCAUGUGUCAGAGCAACCAUACUGAACAUAGCCUGAGGCAAUUUUAUACGCAAGAUGUCAGUCGCACAUAUAUACUGGCUCAGUCUGAAUCAUUUAUGAGUAUAAACAUGAAUUUGCUAGUUUCUCAUCUGAGUUGGCAACUUUAAGUUCUAAAAGAGGCGUUGUUUGGCACAGAAGGUAUCACAACGAGUUUUCAGCCACUUUAGUUUUCUAUCACCACCAGUAAAUAUUACAUAUAUAGUUGACAAGAGUUGGCGCUUUUAUCUCAACCAGGAGUUAUUCAGGACUUUUGCUAAAGCGCUUAUCUUGAUGGUCUACUUGAUGAGCGACCGGAUUCACGCAUUCAUUGAAAAACAAGUACACGUCCCAGUACACUUUGGACUCGAUUUGUUUCAACAGAGUUAAUAGAGGCAGCCUUAAAGGCUUUAAAAGUUUACAGGCAUAUUGAUCAGUUGUGUGACUGUUUUUUGCUUAUACAGAUUGUUGAAUGCAUUAUAUUCAGUAGGAGUUCAAGUGGCUCUGGCUAAUAUGGUAACCGUAGAGCAAAACAUAACAAAAAAUUUGUCAACAAGGGUGCCUGUGCAAGUCAAUUUAACAAGCAGCAGUGUCCCAGUCAGCAUGGAAUGGUUUCGCAUAGUCAAACUAUUCUUAUAUGUCACAAUUUUCAUCGUUAGUGCAGUAGGAAACUCCAUUGUUUGUGCCAUCAUUCUACGACGAAAGAAAAUGAAAACAGUCACCAACUAUUUCAUUCUCAACUUGGCAAUUGCCGAUUUGGCUUUAACGUGUAUUUGUAUUCCAUUUGACAUUCCAGUCCAAGAAAUGAACUACGUAUGGCCGUACGGUGGCUUUAUGUGUAAAAUACUGUACCCGCUACAAACUUUAGCACUGUUUGCUUCUAUUUAUACCCUGACAGCGGUGAGUUUGACGAGGUACUGGGCCAUCGUCAAGCCUUUAAGGGUCCAACUCAGCAUCUCUAAGACAAAGUUUGUUAUAUUGAUAAUCUGGCUGGGUUCUCUUGUCCCUAUUGUUCCUUAUGUUAAUUCACUGGAACUGAAAAAGAAUGAAUGUGAUGAGAGAUGGAAAAGUAACAAUAUGAGAUCUACGUAUACCGUAUGUCUGUUUGUAUUUCAAUAUGUACUACCACUAUCAAUUAUCGCCACGGCAUAUACAGGAAUCGCGAUGGAGAUGCGGAAAAGAGAGACCGCUAGAUCAGAACACUGCCCUGUAAGACAGUUACAGGUUCAAGAAACUCGCAAAGUCGUUAAAAUGCUUCUAGUUGUGACUAUUGUGUUUGCGCUCUGCGUGCUACCAAACAAUAUCAUGUGGUUAUGGCUGGAUUUUGGGCAAGCAGAUAAAAAAAUUACAUACUUUUAUGAGCUUUUAGCUUUUUGUCAGAUUGUGACUUUUGCUAAUAGUGCAGCAAAUCCCAUUUGUUACACUGCAUUAAAUGAAAAUUAUAGAAGAGAAUUCAAAAGAUUCUUUAUGGGAUUGUUCUGCAAGAACAAAUCAGCGAGAAUGUUUUUCCGUUUAAACACGUUCACAACAUCAACACGUCCGUCAACAAAAUCCAUCGCUAGAACGGACGAAAAUGCGAACGGCAUGAGAAAUGGUAACAGCUCACUACCAAUGAUUUGAAGACUUGUUCACUAUUUGAUACUCUCCACAAGGCGUAAAUUACGGGAAAGUAGCGUAAAAAUCAAUACAUGAUCAAUCCUAGCACUAUAUCCCAGACGUCCUUGUACAGACUUGCUUAUAACUGUUAUAAAGAACAUGCAAGAACCUGGGCCACAGCAGGUUGUUUGUCUGCGGGGCCGAAUUCACAUGAAUAUAUUGCAAGUUCAAGUUAGUCUACGUUAAUUAGGCCUGUGUACUUGUCAGUAAUAGAUCUAUUACUCGAGUUAAUCAAUUGAAAACCAUUGCUUUUGCGGCCUGCUGGCAAACGUGGUCAGCGACUGACCCAAAAUAGAACAACCUGCUAAUUAUGGUUUCUAGUAAAUCUUAUCAUAAUAGAGGAUACUCAACAUCGAUUCAAAUAAAUGUGAAUGGUCGAAAGAUUAAAUGCGAAAAAAGUGAAGUGCUGAACAUUAGAAUGGAUUUACACUAAGACUUCCAUUCCAUAUUCCCUAUACAGUUUUUUAUACAAAAGAGGGCUCUGGGAUUCUAAGUCGCGAAUGACUUUCGAAUAUCACUGUGAAUCUCUCUUCUUGGGCUUCCUGUGUACACAAUUGGGAGUGGCGAGAGCGGCUCCGGUUUUUGGUCGCUAGUCCCCUCUCUCAAAGCUGUUACAAAGGUAGCCCAAUGAAGGAUUUCGAUAAAUCAUCAAAUUUUCUCACAUUUCAACUAUUCAUUCAUCAUUUAAUGUGACCUAAUCGCGAACUUUGAAAUAUUUCUUACCAGGUCCUCUUGUAUUAAUUUGUCUCAAAUCUCAUUAUGCUGAAUGAUUUGAAAUUCCGAAAACCUGAAAUCCUUGAUAAAAACUCCUUUUGUUCACCCUUUUUCCCAUUGUCGGACAUUAAACAUCACGCAACAGUAGAGUGACCGCACUUAAUCCGUGCAACUGUACAGACUAAAUAGUUCUAUGUAGUUGUAUUUAGUAAUCAAGCAUGCGGUACGCAAAUUACAUUGCAUUGAUACAAAUGAAGCAUUCAAUACCGUCUUGCUUCAGGUUCACAAGUUAAUACUACUUAGAGAGAGCACAAGUUAAUACUACUUAGAUUUUGUAUAGUUGCACGGAUCAAGUGCGUUCACUCUAUUGAAUGCUUCAUUUGUAUCAAUGCAAUGUAAUUUGCGUACCGCAUGCACGAUCACUAAAUACAACAAAAAUAGAACUAUUUAGUUUGUACAGUUGCACGGAUUAAGUGCGAUCACUCUACAUACAGUCGACUAAAAUAUUUGUGUACAUACAAGGUAAGCCUUACGGACCUUACGAGAUGAAUUGAAGAAAUGAAGCCAUUUGCAAUGACUAAGGAUGAAUGAUUUAACAUAAUGGAUUUGAUCCCACCCACAACAGCACAUAAAACAAACAUUUGAAGAGUCCUCCUUUAUUUAGAAUCAAAUACUUCAAAGCAGUGCCUAGAAUACCAAUUUAGGGAUUAAAAAUUAUUAGAAAAAGUCGAUUAAAACACUAACGUUUAUUAUACUGGAAGAGAUUGCUAUUUUUGAAGUUGGUAAAAUUCAGAAGCUUUGCUUUAUGUCAUCAUUACAAACCAUUGCAAGAUCAAUGAUGAAAUAUUACGAUUAUUGUUGGCCCACAAUUCCGUGGGGGUUGAUUUUUAUCGAGAUUUACGAGCAAAGCAUUAAUCAAAGUAUAGUCACAUCCGUAUUGUGCUAGAACACUGUAUUUUUACAGUGGUGAUUUUUGUCUAUGGGGCAAUCAAAAAGGAGCACAGAAAUCCCAAAUCAAAGACAGCAUUGAGAUCAAUUGAACAUUCUAUAUUGGCUAGAUCGGAACUAUAGCUUUUUGCCGUCCAAUGUUUGGGAUUCCUGUGUAUAGAGAAAAAAGUCAGAUUGUUUAAAAAAAAACAUGAAAACACCA
Molecule: messenger RNA, 3763 nt
Organism: Exaiptasia diaphana
Lineage: Eukaryota; Metazoa; Cnidaria; Anthozoa; Actiniaria; Aiptasiidae
Product: QRFP-like peptide receptor
Exons: 2
Coding region: 757-1863 (368 amino acids)
Biological process (GO): G protein-coupled receptor signaling pathway
Cellular component (GO): membrane
Molecular function (GO): neuropeptide Y receptor activity
Source: RefSeq, a predicted model, not a curated record